This is a messenger RNA of Neolamprologus brichardi, 4393 nucleotides long. NCBI's taxonomy places the organism in Eukaryota, Metazoa, Chordata, Actinopteri, Cichliformes, Cichlidae. The record is from RefSeq and is a predicted model, not a curated record.
AGGCACUGCUUUUUCAUGACGGUGUCAUGGAUGAUGAUGACGAUCGCCGUCUUCUGGAUAUUUUAGGAGAUGUAGAUGCGUUGAAUGACUAUCUCCAUGGCAGCAACAGCAAGUCUAUUGAGGAGGAUGAUGUAACAAACGCAGCUUAUGGGUCUGAUGGAUCUCUCUUUGGUAAUGACACCACUGGCUCCAACACUGGCCUCAAAGAUGGUUCUUCUACAAUGGGUGAAUUUGGCGAGGAUUCGACCGGGGCAGGCCUCCAACUCUCUAGCAGUCUCUCAUUUAUUGAGGAUGAACUGGGGCCUGAAACCUCCCCUGGAGGGGUGGAUCUCGGGGGAGAGGACCAGCCCUUUGACAUCCUUCAGAAAUCUCUCUUGGAAGCUGAUAUCACUGAGCAAACGCUGGCCCAGGAAGCUUUACUGGACUCGCAGCCUGCUCCCACUCUAGUGCAAGCUCCUGUUCCCUUCUCCUCCCCGCUGGUCUCGGGGAACUAUGGAGGCGGGGUAGGUGUGGUGACGACUGCAACUGCUACGUUCUCUGCAGGCCAGUUUUUGCAAGGCAUGCCGUCACUGCCUAAUGGUUCUGCUCAGCCAAUCCAGGUGUUGGGUCCUUUUGGUGCAGGUGGCGGAGUGAUGACUUUGAGUAGCUUAGAAAGAUCACCACAGAUCGUGCUAAGGCCAGGUGUUUCUGUAGCUCCAGCAGGGACAACAACAGGGGGGCAGGUGUUUGCUCCCACCCAAGGCCAAGUUGGCUUACCUUUCAAAAACAUCCCGCUUCAAAAUAUCAUCAUACAGAGAGGCCCAGGAGGGACCCAGACUGUUGUCAGACCAAUCCAGCCUAAACCCCUCCAACCGGGGUCUCAGACUGUCUACAGCCUUGGUCUUCAGCCUACUCCCACCACCGUGACUAAUGUAGUGAACACUAAUACUGCUGCUCCUGCAGGACAGUACACACCUAAUGGCUCCAUUGUGGUACAACCACCCCUGGAGCAGCAACAAGCGUCUACACUGACAAAUAUAUCAGCCGGACAGUUCUUGCUACCUAGCUCCUUGGCUCUCACUCCAUCUAGCACCAUCCACAAUGGGCCCAUCAACCCCAACUCAAAUCCCCUAAUUACCAGUCAAAACACAGUGCAGAUUGUUGCAGCGCAGAACUUCAAUGCACCAACAGCUGGUCCACUAAUUUUGAAUCAGGGAGUAGUAAGCGGGAAUCAGGUUGGAGGAGGUGUAACUCAGAUGUGGACGGGAGUUUCUUGUGCGAGCUCCACCUCCGUGCAGACACCAUGCGCUCCUGGACGUCUGACUCUGGUUGGCCCGGCUACAACAGGGAUCUGCAAUCAGAGCCAAGCAUCGGCUACUCCCGUGCAGCGCCUUCUAGUGACUCCAUCCCAGAACUGUACUUCUCUGUCCCCUUUACCUGGUAAUGUGACACAGCAACAAGACUACAGACAGAAUUCUUCAUCACCUGCCCUCAAACAAGCACAUGCCAGCAGCAUCCACGCAAUCAAACCCAUGGCACAGGAUUCAAUGCUAAACUCUGAGUUUGAAUUUCCAGUGGAUGAGGAAUUUGAAGCAGCUGCAACUCAGGUGCUGAUGAGGACACAGGGGAUGGUAAACAAAUACAGGCGACUACUGAUGGUGGAAGCUGAGCGUUUCAGUCCGUCCUCAGAAAUGGUGAUGAUCGACAGGACUUUCAACCAAGAGGAGCGCAGCACCUUGAUACAAGACAAACGCACGGUACUAGUGGACCCAGACAGUUUCUUGGAGGAGUUCUGCUGUGGGACGAAAUCCAAACUUUUCCAAGCCCCUUCCCCGCCUCAGCCUAUAUCCAGCUAUAAAUGGAAUGAGUCAGAACAAGGCUCUAUGGAGCCACCAUACAGGACAGACUCCCAGCCUGGUUAUGAAGACCCAGGAGGGAGUGAGCCUGUAGGACCUGGCUCAACAGAGAGACUUCAUCCACCACACUUCGAAAACAAGAACGUGCUGGAAAUGAAGAGAUCCCAGCAACUCUACGGACCCAGCGGCAUCAGCAACAACAGCCUGAUUGCUGCCAAUAGUUGCCCUCUUAAUAAACCCUCACCUUUCCCAGCAUUGUCAGGAGGCCCGACAAACUACCAGGUGUCUCACCACCCUGUGCAGCCUCCAUAUACCCCUCAGCUCACCUCACCCCCUCACCCUGACACAGAUUCUGCUCUUGAGGCGGCAGUCAACAGCAUCCUGGAAUGUUAAGAUGUAUGAACCAUAUUACACCCAAUGUAUGGUUUCUACUUCUUUUUUGUAUGUGCAUUUCUUUUUCUUUUUUUUAUGUCCCCUGUGUGAAGAGAGGCUAACUCUUCUUUCAGGCCUGUGUUCUUAGUGAUACACAGCCAUGUAGCAUGUACGUAGUUUGCUUUGGGUUAUUUUAGGGGGAUUUUAUGUUGAAGUCAGUUAGUCUGUAAAGGUGUUACGUGAACACAUGCACUUACAGUUACCUAUAAAGACCCGGGAAUGUGUGCAAUGCAAUGUACUAACAGAUGCAAAAUGUUCUUUUGUUUAUUUUACAGUGGUAGGGUUUGCGACUGAAUGCAAGAGUGUCCCUCUCUUCACACACUAGUUAAUACUUUUUGCCAGUUUAUUGUUUAUUCCCCAUCCCAUUACCUAUGCCGAACAAGAGAGAUGAGGAGGAGGGACUCUGUGCCUAAUUGUAGGUUUUUAUAUGGAAGUGUUUACAUGAAGAAGCUCUAAAUAUCAGAAAAUCCAUUUAUUUCUGUUCUUUCUACAUCUAAGCACGCAAACAGUUGCUUUUGUACAAGUAGUUCAUGGUUGAGAGGUGUAGAUCUCCUCACAUCUAAGCUCAGUAGAGAUACCUUCAAACAGGCAAGUUGCACUAAACAUACUGUGGCCUAUUUCAGGAACUAUAUAAACACAAGGCUUUAGUCAAUAUGCGGUGUAUGCUGGGCUGAACCGGAUGGACACGUCAAAGAGAACCAAAAUCUUUUUGCCUGCUUUUGUGUUUUCGGCUGCCUGUAACAAGGACAACCUCUUAAUCACACUAGAAGCCAGUUAAACUAGUCCCAUUGACACAUAUGGUAGUGUUACAGUGCUUUUUUUGUGUGCUUAAGUCACCUUUUUCAUUUUCUUUUGUACCUUAAAGGUAUGCAAGUCCCGACACAGACACAGGACAUAUCUGUAGAUCUCUGCCACCUUCAUCAUUUCACAGUGAGUUUGUGUCUGUGGAGCUACGUCCUCAGAUUGAGGAAGAGAUGUUAAAUUUGCUGAACUUUUUUUUUUAAAUGACAUUGAAAGAAACAGGACUGUUUUUGUUUGUUGUUAUGUGUUCCCCAGCGUUGAGAACGUGACAAUACUGUCAGCAGUCUAAAUGACCCAGGAGGGUUAUUGAUUGUAUGUAUGUUUGUUUGCCUUUUGCAUAUAAUUAUAUAUGAAUCAUAUCUUUCUCUCUAUGCUUUACAACCCUGACACGUCAAUGUGUGUGUGUGUGUGUGUGUGUUAAUUGGCAACCAUACACACUGAUUUCCUGUAGUUUGGUAGUGUGAUUGCCAUACUUUUGACUUUAUUGCCAAGCGUUUUCUUAGUUCCCUGGGAUAGUUUUCUCACACUUUCGCUCUUUUCCUUCUCAGCAGCACAACCAAAAUUAUUAGGAGAGACUGUGGUCUCAUCCAGAAUCCCCCUCAUUUGUCUCACCAGCUCUGUGGCUAAUUAUUAAAAAAACCCUGUAGUGUUUCCUCUGAACUCAGAAUGAUUAUGUUUUUGUUUUAUUAAACCAAGACUUAAAAGUCCUAAAUAAUGUCCCUCUACUUCUGUUUUUGCAACAACACAAAAGCCCUGAUUAAAUGCAUUAAAUGCUCUCAGGGUUGAUUCUGGACAGCACCACCUUUCUCCUAUGAGCAUGUAUGUGAAAUAUGCUUGCUAAUAGACUACACAAACAGACUGAAGGCCUUUCAAAUGGGAUGAUAGAAGACCCUUUUUUAAAUUUAAGUGCCAGUGGCCAUGGCAGCCUGUCUUCAUCUCUGCCUCAGCUCUUGCAGACCUCUUCUUUCCGAGAAAAACUGGGCUGUUUGCUUUGAAAGCAAAUCUCAAAUGACAAGUUAGGGUCAAGUGAGAUUUUGCAUUUGCUCCUCCAAGCGACUGCUGCAAGAUUUUGUGCCUCUAUAGCACUUAUAUCUACAAGGAUGUUCACUUUAGGCUUUCAAAGUAGGGACAUACCCAGUGUUUGUAAACCAUUGUGUUAUCAGAAUGCAUAUCAUGGUCUUGAGAGCCUGGUAGGAACAAACUGUGCUUUUUCUCCCCUAUCAUCAUCAGUUUUUUUUCUCUUUUUUUUUUGUGCAGAGAUGCGUUUUCUGCCUUCAUUUUCAUUGUUUGUCCCAUUUGAUUUGUAUAGUUUGUUGUUUUGUAUA